Molecule: messenger RNA, 1139 nt
Organism: Jaculus jaculus (lesser Egyptian jerboa)
Lineage: Eukaryota; Metazoa; Chordata; Mammalia; Rodentia; Dipodidae
Gene: Cox7a2l
Product: cytochrome c oxidase subunit 7A-related protein, mitochondrial
Exons: 3
Coding region: 61-405 (114 amino acids)
Biological process (GO): mitochondrial respirasome assembly; mitochondrial electron transport, cytochrome c to oxygen; regulation of oxidative phosphorylation
Source: RefSeq, a predicted model, not a curated record
CGCCGGAAGGAGCGCGCGGGUCCUUUCUCUGCGGCCGUCGCGCGGGCGAGCGGGGCCAACAUGUACUACAAGUUCAGCGGCUUCACGCAGAAGCUGGCCGGAGCGUGGGCUUCCGAAGCCUACAGCCCGCAGGGUUUAAAGCCCAUGGUCUCCGCAGAAGCACCGCCCAUCGUAUUUGCGACGCCAACUAAGUUGACCUCCAGUUUGACUCCAUAUGACUAUGCCGGGAAGAACAAAGUCCCAGAGCUGCAGAAGUUCUUCCAGAAAUCGGACGGUGUGCCCAUCCACCUGAAACGAGGCUUGCCUGACCAGAUGCUUUACCGGACCACCAUGGCGCUGACUCUGGGCGGGACCAUCUACUGCCUGGUCGCCCUCUACAUGGCCUCCCAGCCCAGAAACAAAUGAGCCCGGCUGCAAAGGACUGCUUUGCGUUUUGACUUACACACUUUGAACAUUCAGUUUUCAUUGUUUCUGGUUUUUGUGGUGUUUUUGUUUGUUUGUUUUUUUCCACUUGGAUGGUCUACUCAACAUUCUUACAAAACAAAGGAAAUGAAAUGAUGACAGUAUUUUGGUUUGAGUAUGAAAUGCAUAUGGCCUGUCAGGUGUUAGAGCUCAGUUGACAGUCAAACUGUCGUCUAAAGAAACGGUGCCGCGCUCUGUGCUGGGCUCUGAUUUCCCUGGAGGCUCGGGAUGGAGGUUGCUCACAGGCUCAUCCACGCCGGCCUGUGCUCAGGUCCUCAGGGACGUGGAAUUGUGUUUGUAAGUACAGAUAGAUGCCUUUCUGGAUUUGGAUGGGAUUGAGGAAGCAAGAUAAAAGCCAAGGCCAGGUGUGUGAGAUGAGAAGUUUGAGUUGGGGGUUUUCCAUCUUGCAGUAAAGUGACAGGAGGAAUUCUUCGCAGCUCACCUCUCUUCACUGGGCAGUUUGAUUCAAAGGGUUGUUUGCCUCGCCACAGAUCUUGGGUGAAAUGUUGUAUGUAAAGGCCAUGCGUUUUCUGUCAUGGGAACAGAGAAACACCUGUUUAGUGCUGCUGUCUGUUUUGUUAAUACAAGUCUCCUUUACCUUGUAAAAAUGUUACAAUUUUAAAUUAUGACUUUCUUGGUUGUGGAAUAAAUAAUGAAUAAAAAAUUUUUAAGUCUGA